Molecule: messenger RNA, 598 nt
Organism: Tripterygium wilfordii
Lineage: Eukaryota; Viridiplantae; Streptophyta; Magnoliopsida; Celastrales; Celastraceae
Exons: 4
Coding region: 89-331 (80 amino acids)
Biological process (GO): protein folding
Cellular component (GO): prefoldin complex
Source: RefSeq, a predicted model, not a curated record
UUUUUUAACUUUCUUACUUCCAAAUCGAGACCAUCCGCUUUGGGUAGUGACUUGACGUGUGAAGGCGCAAGGGGAAGAGGAAGACGGUAUGGCGGCAGUCACCAACACCUCCUCCAUCAGAACAACAACGGACCCUCAAUUCGAUCUUGUAAAGCAGGUGAGAAGCCACGAGGUUGCAGUAGCCGAGCUGAACAAUCUUUCCUCUUCUCGGCCUGUCUAUCAGAAAAAUGGUAACCUAUUCUUCCGUACUACUAUUCAGAAGGCAACAACAUCUGAACAGAAACAACUGGAUUUAGCCAAAGCUAAGCUAGAAAGACUGCAUUCACCCUGAUUACAUUUGGCUGACUGUUGUGGAGACUGCAUGUAUGAUUUGCUGCUGUGGGAGCGAAAAGGGCUUUACUCGUUGUCGUUGGCAACUAUUAAGUGAAGUGUCCAUGCAAAUGCUGUAUUGUCUUCUGGAAUUUGGCAAGGCAAACUUGUCUAUAUUACAACUAUUCAAAAAAAAAAAUCAUGUACUGGAAUGAUGAUAUUUGAACCGUACACUCCUGUGUCGUAUGGUUUUAGGGCAAAAUGUAUAUUUCAGUCUCUUUUAUUUUGG